AUGUGCACUGCCACGCGAAGCAGCAACUUCGCAGCGAUAGAUGCACUGCAUGGGCUGCGAAUGGAGUUGGAUGCUUCAGAAUGGCAGCUAGGCCUGCAGGCCUUUACAGCCUUGAACCUGUCGAAGAUGGCGCCGGAUGUGGUGAGUUUCAAUGCUGCUAUUAGCUCCUGUGAAAAGGGAUCCAACUGGCAGUUGGCAUUGCAUCUUCUCAGCGACAUGGCCGAAGAGCAGCUUUUGCCCGAUGUGAUCAGCUUCAGCAGCACUCUCUGCAGCCUCGAUGCUGCGGAACUGUGGCCCUUGGCUCUGGAGAUCUUUGCAUGGCUUUGCCGAGGGCUGGAGCCGAACGUUUACAGCUACAAUGCGGUGAUCAGUUCCUGUCAGAACGGAUCCCAAUGGCAGCUGGCAUUACUUUUCUAUGAAGCUAUGGACGGGGUGUUGCCCGAUGUGCUGAGCACCAGCCUAGCGGUCAGCAGCAGCGCCAUGGCGCAAAAAUGGCACCUGGCGUCGCAGCUGCUGGACCAGUUGAGCGUCACAGGGUGGUCGAAGAGCUUUGACGCCGGCUCACAUCGUGUUGUAGCUCUGCAGUUGCUGCAACAAAUGCGGGAAACGCGGGAUGUUUCCUCAGAUGUCAUCACGUACAGCACGAUCAUCGGCUGCUGCCAGGGCUUUCCUCGCUGGCGUUUGGGACUUUGUUUCCUGCAGUUGCUGGGCUCAGAAGGGGUGUGCUACGACACCCUUUGCUUCAACCAGGCCAUGAGCGGCGGAAUCUCCUGGCGGGGCACUUUGCAGCUCUUGAGGAGCAUGCCUUUGAAGAAGGUGACAGGUGACGUCAUCGGCUACAGUGCUGCCAUCCAUGCAUGCAGCCUGGUUUGUGGACCAUGGCCUGGUCCUGGUGCAGAAAAAACGUGCGAUCAGCGGUCCCGGGUGCCGGGUCUGCCGGGUCUUAGUUGG
Cladocopium goreaui is the source of this 951-nucleotide messenger RNA. NCBI's taxonomy places the organism in Eukaryota, Dinophyceae, Suessiales, Symbiodiniaceae. The record is from the annotation of a GenBank genome assembly.